Myxocyprinus asiaticus (Chinese sucker) is the source of this 1953-nucleotide messenger RNA. Its product is annotated as sphingolipid delta(4)-desaturase DES1-like. Lineage: Eukaryota; Metazoa; Chordata; Actinopteri; Cypriniformes; Catostomidae. Gene Ontology annotation, molecular function: sphingolipid delta-4 desaturase activity. The transcript has 4 exons. Gene Ontology annotation, cellular component: membrane. Gene Ontology annotation, biological process: ceramide biosynthetic process. The coding region runs from base 389 to 1252 and encodes 287 amino acids. The record is from RefSeq and is a predicted model, not a curated record.
GCCCACGUUCGAGAUCGCAAGAUUUUCAGUUUGGGAGAGCGCUUAACGAGGAAGGGAAGGAUGAGUGUGACAUAACUGGUGCUGUUCCGACAUCCACACCCUGAGAAACGUAUUAAACUCUAAACCAUCCACCGAACUAUCGUGCAAAAUGGGGAAUCGUGUAGUUCGCGAAGAUUUUGAGUGGGUUUAUACAGAUCAGCCUCACGCGGACCGGAGGAAAGACAUUUUAGACUGCCGGUACAUUAGUAACAGCGAGAGUUUGAGGCGGGACUAUCGUUUUUGUCCGGCCAAUGGAAGAUGGGGAGAGUAGUAAUAUCCAAUAUUACAAUGUUGCCAUGAUGCCCUGAAGACCUGUAAACAUUCUAAAUAUCCAGAGAUCAAGUCUCUGAUGGGACCUGACCCUAGACUGAAAUGGAUCGUCUGUGUGAUGGUUGGGGUCCAGUUUUUGGCGUUCUACCUGGUGAAGGACCUGCCCUGGAAAUGGGUCUUCUUCUGGACAUAUGUGUUUGGGAGUUGCAUAAACCAUUCAAUGACACUAGCUAUUCAUGAGAUUUCUCACAACACUGCUUUCGGUAACAACCGUGCAAAAUGGAACCGCUGGUUUGCCAUUUUUGCCAAUCUUCCCAUUGGGCUGCCUUACUCUGCAUCCUUUAAACGCUACCACCUAGACCAUCAUCGGUACUUGGGUGGAGACGGUGUGGAUGUUGACAUCCCCACUGAUUUCGAGGGCUGGUUCUUCUGCACCCGCAUCCGCAAGCUAAUCUGGAUUAUGUUUCAGCCACUGUUUUACGCUAUCCGUCCCCUCUGCAUCAACCCGAAGCCCAUCAGUCAGCUAGAGCUCACGAAUGUGGCUGUACAGUUCACGUUUAAUGCUCUGCUCUACUGGAUGUGGGGUGCCAAGCCCUUGGUCUACAUGAUGAUGGGGACGAUGUUAGGGAUGGGUCUCCAUCCCAUCUCAGGACACUUUAUUGCUGAGCAUUAUAUGUUUCUCAAAGGCCACGAGACCUACUCUUACUAUGGAUCGCUCAACCUGCUCACCUUUAAUGUUGGCUACCACAACGAGCACCAUGACUUCCCCAGCAUACCAGGACGCAAACUACCCAUGGUGAAGAAAAUAGCAGAAGAAUACUACAAAGAUCUCCCAUGUUACACGUCAUGGGUGAAGGUUCUGUAUGACUUUAUCAUGGAUGAUGAAUUGAGCCCGUACUCACGUGUGAAGAGAAGACUUACAGGGGAUAUCAAACAAGAGUAACACCUGAACUAUCACUGAGCACAACAACUGGAACCCAUUUCUGCUUACCCGCACAAAACCGCAUACUGUUUGAAUAUAUCACUCACCAACUAAAGUGUGAAAGAGAUAUUAGUGUGAUUCUAGUCUUCAUUUCAAACUUAGUGACAGAAAUGAAAUUGCAACAUUACUGUUUGUAUUUAGCUGGUGUGCUUUUUUAUUAUUAUUUUUUUUUUUAUUACAUUUUAAUUCUAAACCAUUUUGCACAUGGUCUGAAGUCUGGGCUGUUUUCAUGUUUUGCAUUUGAAUACUAAUGUUUCUACAUUUUUAUAUGCUAUAUGAUAAUAUUUUCCCCAUAUAAGAGCUUUUAAUAUGACAAACAUUAAUGUGAAAUUUGAAACUUCAUAUACUGUUACAAUCAUACUGUGUGAUUAACACGUGAAUAAGGAGCUGCUGUAUGUAGAGAGAGCUCACGGGUAUAAAAUUCUAAAAGUGUAAUUUGCAACAUAACAUAUUGUCUUCAAGACAAUGCCUGUUAAAUAAGGUUAGACAGUGCUUAGUGGUACAAUCUGUGAUCAUAUGAAAAUGUUAUAUUGGAUUUAGCACCACAAGUACUUGAUGCUCUAAAUGUUACUUGUUUCUUGGCCUGUGGCUUUUUUAUGCCUCCAUUAUUUCACCAAUUACCAAAAUAAACUGACGUACUAUGUCAGCAUUUCUACAUUUUA